Molecule: messenger RNA, 1122 nt
Organism: Cordyceps fumosorosea ARSEF 2679
Lineage: Eukaryota; Fungi; Ascomycota; Sordariomycetes; Hypocreales; Cordycipitaceae
Product: Lipase, class 3
Exons: 1
Coding region: 1-1122 (373 amino acids)
Biological process (GO): lipid metabolic process
Source: RefSeq, a predicted model, not a curated record
AUGUGGCUCGUGCUACUCGGCUGCUUGCUGCAAGCAGCCGCUGCCAUAGCGCCGCCGCUGCCCGGCGUGUCGCCCGAUCUGUUUGCCUCGCUCGAGCGCCUGGCGCGGCUCGUCGAUAUAACCUACUGCAUCGGCAACACGGGCAUCGUCAAGCCAUUUAGCUGCCUGUCUCGCUGUGCCGAGUUCCCCAACGUCACACUGUCCCGGACCUGGAGCACCGGCCUGUUCAUGACGGACAGCUGCGGCUACAUCGCCGUUGACGAGACGCCUGCCGCCACCGCUGUCGACAUUGACUCGCACGGCGCCAUCAUCGUCGCCUUCCGCGGCACCUACAGUGUCGCCGAUACCGUCCUCGACCUCAGCACUGUGCCCCAGGAGUACGUGCCGUACCCGGGCGACGGGUCGCCGGCGCACAAAUGCACCAACUGCACCGUUCACAUGGGCUUCUUCAAGGCCUGGCAGAGCGCCAAGGAGUCGGUCAUUCCCGAACUCAUACAGCUGCGGAGGACGCACCCCGAUAAGCCGAUCCAUCUUGUCGGGCAUAGCCUUGGGGGGGCAGUAGCCUGCCUGGCCGCGCUUGAGCUCAAGACGACCGUGGGGUUGGACAACAUUGUCGUCACGACAUUUGGCGAGCCGCGUGUGGGUAACGGCGGGCUUGUCGAUUUUAUCAAUCAGAUAUUCGGUUUAAACGACGAAGCCGACAUGGCAAAGCGCUCAUAUCGACGAUUGACGCACACCAACGACCCUGUUCCGCUGCUGCCGCCUGGUGAAUGGGGAUACAAGUCGCAUGCUGGCGAGAUUCACAUUACCAAGUCGGAUCUGUCGCCCGCGCAGGAGGACUUGCAGCUCUGUGAGGGCAAUGAUGAUGAAAGGUGCAGCGCCGGCCAGGACAGCACGUCACAAAGUCUGACGCGAGUGACCGAGUUUUACGAAAGCGUUGCCGCCAGCCAGUUACAGAAGCGGGGGUUUCCCACGCGGCUCAAGUUGUGGCAACUAUUCUUCGCGCAUCGGGAUUACUUUUGGAGGCUAGGACUGUGUUUUCCCGGAGGCGAUCCGUUCGACUGGGGUCGCAACAAGAUGUCGGAGUUGGACCUUGUCGACGUGGAGAACCAAGAGCUGUAA